Plenodomus lingam JN3 is the source of this 1668-nucleotide messenger RNA. Lineage: Eukaryota; Fungi; Ascomycota; Dothideomycetes; Pleosporales; Leptosphaeriaceae. The record is from RefSeq and is a predicted model, not a curated record.
AUGGCUGGUCCCGGCGGAGGUCCCUCGAGACGCAGCCACACCAAGUCCCGGAAGGGAUGCAAAACGUGCAAGAGAAGGCAUAUCCGGUGUGAUGAAACAUUCCCGCAAUGCCGAAACUGUACAAAACACCAAGUCCGUUGUGAUUACAUGGACAGUCCGACUGCCAUGAUGCCAGAUUCUCCCUCGUCUCCCCAACAACCUAAUUUGCUAUGGACUCCAGAGAUCGAAACCACCAUCGAGCUGUGGAGCCAGACGGGCGAGUUCCCCUUUCCUGAACUUCGAGUGUACCCGCAGCCGCAAUGGCGGGCCAUUGGCAAAACCGACUUGCGUUUGAUUCAUCAUAUUUCCUCCAUUUCAAACGAAAUGUUCAGGAAUAGAACGUCGAAAUCGACACUGUGGACGGAUAUGAUGCCCAAAUUUCUGAGCAUCUCAGCAUCACAUCCUUUUGUAAUGCACUCUAUCCUUGCCUUUUCUGCCUCACACCUGGCAUGGAUUUCCCAGUCGAGUGAAACGCGGAACCUUGCAUUUCAUCAUGCAAGCAUAGCUCUCAAGGGCCUGCAUGAUGGUAUCGCAAACUUCACAAAACUGAACUCGGAUGCGGUACUUGCUUCGUCUCUGCUCCUAGCGUGGCAAGCCACGGACUGGCGAGGCUGGGCUUCACUGGUGACAGGCACAAAGACGGUUAUUCAAUCAAUGCAGCCGUGGAGGCACGAGUCCCUGUUUGCUGAUUACAUCGCCGACAACACACCAAUGCCCAAUCGAAGUUUCAUGAACCCCGUCAGCACACCCAUAUCGCAAGACGCACGAAGGGAACAGCUCAACACGCUGCUAGAGAUUCAUGCCUCCCUACAACGCAUGCAGCCCUAUCUGAACCGUAACGACCAAGAGACGAAGUGGGUCGACCAACUGAAGAGUUAUCUCGAUCGUUUGCGGGCCUCCAACCAACCACAAUCCCCCGAGGAGCAAUUCAAUCAGCUCUAUGCUCUACGGAAGUGGCUCUUCUGGGUUCCCAUAUCGCUUUUGGCUGCGAAAUGCGGGGACGUCAAUGUCCUUGUUGUUCUCGCACACUUUUACGCCACAGCGCUGGCGCUGGAGCCCAUGUUCCCAGAUGUGGCAUCUGUUUUUGUAGCUGAUCCCUCCCUUCGGCCGUUGGAAGAGAUCAAUCAGGUUGUACAAGGGUUCCAAGACACGAGAUAUGAUUCACGCAUACAGACCAUGUCCUAUCUAAUACAGUUUCCCAUGGAUAUGGUUUCGACCUACAAGACUCGUCGGGAAUGGGCCCGACAACAGAUGGCUACCAUGUCUACGAUGCAACAGCCAGCGUACGCAAUGGAGUCUAUCAACCUGGACUUUGAGAACCAGAUUGCACAACAUAGCUAUGGUCAAGGCCAAAGCCUCAGUCCCGCCUUUGCGCCUUCUCCACUGACAUUCUUGCCAUCCAACAUGUCUUCUACGCCCACAUCGCCCUACCUGGAGGUUCCGAGAGCGGUCCCCGACGCCUAUAGCUCCAACAACUAUGCGUCGUCGAACAGUUAUGCGUCUCCGCUGGGGUCACCUGCAGCAUUGCUACCGCCUUACAGCACAGCACCACAAGAUCAUGCAUACACGCAGUAUGGAAUGCAUACGGGUUAUCCCAGCGGGUUCGUGGCUACACCUAUCUGGACAUGA